Encephalitozoon romaleae SJ-2008 is the source of this 624-nucleotide messenger RNA. RefSeq lists its product as hypothetical. The transcript has a single exon. NCBI's taxonomy places the organism in Eukaryota, Fungi, Microsporidia, Unikaryonidae. The record is from RefSeq and is a predicted model, not a curated record. Bases 1 to 624 code for a protein of 207 amino acids.
AUGGUUAGAAAGAGCUUAUACAUUUUGGCAGUAGCUGGAGUAGGAAUCAUAAGAGCCGGGGGGCUUUACAUACCCAGCAAUGUCUUACAGGAUCUAGGGAAGAGUUCCAACAACGGGUGCCUCAUGAUUGCAGAGGUUGGAGGAAACUUCAGUGUUGUAGCCAGUGGAGAACCUGUAUACAUCACAGAGCAAGCCGGGCAUUCUGAGGUGGUCUGGCAGCCUGUAGCUGGGGAAAAUAGAGCGGUGCCUGUAUACGCACCCACAGCAGAAGAAAUAAGAGAGAGUAUUCCUUCAGCAGCCGGUAUUGCACCAACCCAGUAUAUUCCUCCUCAACAGGGAGGAUUCGUUCCUUCUUCUACACCUGUAUUUGUAGCUGUUGAAGAGGUUGGACCUUCUAAUGGCACUGUAGUAUCCUCUACAUCUGAAACAUGUGGACCAAAGACUGCAGGUGCAACCACCGGUGCUGCUGCAGGGACUACUGGUGACAAGUCAAAGGCCGGCGCUGCAGGAACCACUGGUGAUAAGAGCAAGAACAAUACAUCUUCCUCAAAGAAAAAGAAGGGUGCCAAGAGUCUUAUGGCGUUUGGAGCAGUUGUAACUACAGCAUUGUUCUCAAUCCUGUGA